CCGCGGAGCGGCCACUUCCUGCCGGCGCGUUUUUGGAUCCGGGUCAGAGGGCAGCGCUCAGCUGGAGGAGCGUUUGUUUGCUUCCGGCCCGCGCUGCCCGCGGGGACGGCGGAGCCGAGCGGAGGCUGGGGUAGCACCGCGCCGCCGCCCCGGCCGCAAGGCCCCGGCUCCUGCGAGCGGCGGGCGGAGCCGAGCGGAGAGGGGGGGCUGCUUGGCACCGCUGGCGAGCCCCAGGCCUGGAGUAAAAGGAUACAUGUUUGCUUUCAGUAAAGAGCAUGUUCCCAAAUUCCUCCAACUUGGGUCGUCCACCCUUCCCUCCAAAACAUCAACAACACAGUAACUUCUUCAAUAAGCUUCCUCUAAACAUACCACCUACUCUUCUCUCUCACCAGCAAAUUAUUGAUGCUCAGUUUAACUUUCAGAAUGCAGCUCUUUCUAGGGCUCUGUUGAGUGGGAACCUUGCAACUCUUCCAGCUGUUACGCCUCAGCCAUUGACUUAUGGAAAUGGCAGUCCAAUACAUACAUCUGCUGCCCCUACGUCAUUCCGAGGAAGAAAGAGACUAAGUGAACAAAAUGUUCCAUAUGAUGUUAAACGGCAGCGGUUUCAUUCGCCUCAUCGCGAAACAACUGUAGUUAACCAAACAGUGCCUUUACCAGAAGAACGUAGAUACUCCUUCCCAGGAUCAAUUCCAUCUCAACUGUUUCAUGCACAUUACGUACCAGAUUUAACUGGAUGUGUUCCUCCAUUACGUGACGCUUCAUUUUCAGACCCUAUAGAGACCACGCUCCCUGUAGCCAAAGAUAAGUUAAGUCAGCAGGUUUUGGAGCUGUUUCAAGCGUGUCAGCAACAGACCUGUGAUUUGAACAGAAAAGAACUCUGCAGAACAGAACUCCAGAGGGAAAUUCAGCGAAUUUUUCCACAGAGCAGACUCUUUUUGGUUGGAUCCUCACUGAAUGGCUUUGGCACUCGUAGCAGUGAUGGUGACUUGUGCCUCGUGAUUAAAGAAGAGCCAGUAAAUCAGAAGACUGAAGCAAGACAUAUACUCAGCUUAGUCCAAAAACUCUUCAGUUCUAAACUUUCAAGCUACAUUGAGCGACCUCAGCUGAUUCGAGCAAAAGUGCCAAUAGUGAAGUUCAGGGAUAAAGUCAGCUGUGUGGAGUUUGACUUGAAUGUAAACAAUGUUGUAGGAAUAAGAAAUACAUUCCUUCUGAGAACCUAUGCAUACAUUGAGAAUCGAGUUCGUCCAUUAGUACUGGUUGUUAAGAAGUGGGCGAGUUUUCAUGACAUAAAUGAUGCCAGUCGUGGUACUUUAAGCAGCUAUAGUCUUGUAUUGAUGGUUUUGCACUAUUUACAGACCCUACCUGAACCCAUCCUUCCAUCCCUCCAAAAAAAUUACCCAGACUCUUUUGAUCCUACUAUGCAGUUGCACCUUGUUCAUCAAGCCCCAUGUACCAUUCCUCCUUACCUCUCAAAAAAUGGAUCAAGUCUUGGAGAUCUGCUAAUAGGCUUCUUUAAAUAUUAUGCCACAGAAUUUGAUUGGAGCCAUCAAAUGAUUUCGGUUCGUGAGGCCAAAGCUAUUCCAAGACCUGAUGGUAUUGAGUGGAGAAACAAAUUUAUUUGUGUGGAAGAGCCUUUUGAUGGGACAAACACCGCCAGAGCUGUACAUGAAAAACAGAAGUUUGACAUUAUCAAAGACGAAUUUAUGAAGUCUUGGCAGAUAUUACGAGACAAGAAAGACUUGAACUGUGUAUUACCUUUAAGAACAACAAUACAGAAAAGAUAACCGACUUCUUUCAUUUCCUCCUUAUUGGAUCCUGCUGAAAUAAAGAACAGUAUCAAAAUCAAGAUGCAGUUACCCCAUGGUUUUUUUAUGACGUGUUUUUCUCUUUAAACUUUUGUUAAGGAAAUCUUUAUAAGAAAGAUUGCAUAUUUUAUUAUUGACAUUUGUUAAUACAGCUGUUCAUUCAAAGAUACGUUUUCUGAAAAUGCUUACAUUGUUGACUUCUAGAAGAGACCGUUGUGACUCAAAAAGCAGCCCACAGGAAUAAAUCCAUUUUAAGGAAAAUAUUGGAAUAUAUUGACUAGUUGUUUCCAUAAUCUGUGUAAUCAGUAAUUCAGACACAUUUAACCAUGAAAUAAAGGAAUUCAGAGCUAAACAAUGUGCGAGUCUGACUGUAUCCUUAAGGCAUUGCACACAAUACACACUUUAGUGAACAGACAGCCUGUGCUUUACAUCUGCUUAACGCAGUAUGCACUUUUGCUCAACUUGGCACCUUCCAAUUUUAUUUCCCUUUUACAUGGAACAACAAGCAACAGUUUAUGAAAAUUAAACUAGAUUAUAUUUGGUAGUGUUCUGGAUACCAGGAACUGUAAUCUAAACUGGAAUUUUCAAGCAGCAGAUCUACUACAAAGAAGUUGAAAUAAAAAAUGACAAAUCAAUAUAUGUAAAUACUUCGUAUUCACACAGAGUUGUCCAGAUAACUUUUAGUGCUUCCUUUUACAUAUUUGAAAUAGUAAUGUCUGCAAACAAACACUCCCCCCCGCUACAAUAAGCCGGGCUUUUGUUUUAAUUUUGUGUAAAUAUUUGUAAAUUGGUCAGCUACUGUAAAUUAAAUUUAAAUAAUCUUGAGAAUUUUAGCUUUUCCAAAAAAAGUUGUGAAACUUCUUUUAGACCUGCUGUAGCACAGUUUGUGCCUCUCAUGUAUUUGUUAUUGAAGACCAAUUCAUUGUUAAAACUGUACUUAUCAUUGAUGUCAAAUUCAUAUUUUCAUUUUUUUAAGUUUAAUAUUUUGUAUGGUGUCCAGUGGAAUAAAGUUUAUAUGGAAAAUACAGCUCUUUUUUUCUAGCUUGAUGUUACUUUGUAUUGGAUAUUUUAAAUAUUUGCUAUUUCCUAUAACUGUGUAGAAAAGGAAAUGCUACGUAUAAGUCAAGGUCCUUGUUAAAACUCAAACUUCUGUAUGGCUGUUUUGCACUGCACCUGAGUACAGGUAGACGUUUCAUCCACUGCUCUUUCUAAUGAAAUUCUGAAAGCCCUUAUAACAAUGUAAAAUAACAAGCAAUGUUUUUUCUUGUGCAGAUUUUAAGUUUUAAUUUUUUUCAAAUUUUUGAAUUUAAAGUUUAGAAACUGUAAACUUUUUGCCUACUGUGAGGUUACUUAGCACUCACACUUGAUUGUGAUCUAGUCUAUCUAGUAUUCUGGCUUGCUUUUGGAAAACAGCUUCCUUCUACACUUUAAACAGUCGUCUUGGUUUUAUCGGACUCUGGCAAUUCACAAAUAUGUUCUCAUUCUGUAUAUAUGUUCCCCCCUCUACCCACCCCUCUUAGUAAGGUGGUAGUCUUGGUCUCAAUGAAACAUUCACUUUAUAAAUGACCUGUUUUAUGUAAAAUGUAACCAAAGUUUUUAGUACAGAAUGAUGCCUGGCUUCUAACAUGCUCUGCAAGCCCUAGAUGGAUUUUUAUAAUAUGCUCUUUUUAAAAGGUGGUGGCUCUUUGUCUACAAAACGCUCUCUAAAUAAGAUAACUAGGCAGGGACAUGCAUAUUCAAACUUGGAAAAACUGCAUUUUGAGCAAGCCGGAUGUGAGGUAUGAAACUGUAUAUGUAUGUGUAUCCCACAAGACUUUGCAUCUGAGAACUUCGCAGCAGAAAGAAAAAUAAAUGCCACCUAAGGAGUUAACAUAUCCCACACUUUAAAUUAUUGUGCUAUGUUUGAAAUUGCUUCUUAACAUCUGUUUUAAAAUAAUUCUCUCAUUUUCCUGUAACGUGAUAAGUUGGCCUAUAGACCCACCAACUUGGUGUUCCUUUUAAUACAAGCCAAGAUCUGUAACUACAAUGGCCUGUGCAUUUAAAAAGAAUCUUAUUGCAAUUUUGUUCUUAAAUUCUUGUACUUUUGAUAAGCUCUAUAAUCAGAAACAUGAAGUGCAGAUGGUGAUUUUCCCAAAUGUAGGGGGACAGGCGUGUUCAUCAUAUCCUGUCUAAGGACAGAAAACCUCCUGGUAAUUCACAGUGUGUUAGCUAAGCUGCAGGUACUAUCCAAUGACAAAUGCAAGGUGAUGUGUCUUGGUUUAGCUGAGUGGCCACCAGAGUACUGCCAUAUUCCUGAGACUUGUUACAUAGUGGGCUGUAACUUUUGACAGAAAAUAUCAGAUAGAAUAUCACAAAAUGAAUUGUUUUGGGAUGGGGGUGGAGGUUCUACAUAGGCUGAAGAUGUUGAAAGAAAAUUUAAUGAUCUAGGUUUUUAUCUACUCUGGGCAGGUAACCAGAGUGAGGAAAUCCACUAAUGGCUAUCAUAAAAUCUUAGUGUUAAUGCAAAGUUUUCCCUUUCUCCUCAACUUCAAAAUAAAAACCUUGGUGUACUCCAUAUAGAGACUUAGGAAUAGUUUUCUGGAAGACCUUCUGUAAAAGCUCUGUUUUUUUCAUGGCUGACCGAGGUCUCAGUGUCUGUGUAAGAUGACAGCAUCUCUGAGGCUUCUCACUGACUUGAAGAAAAAUGCUUUAGUUCAGCUCUGUUAUUUUUUAGGAGCAGCUUUGGCAUCUGUUUCAUGUGCUGUUUCUCACUUUAUAUGAUGUCAGAACUUGCUAAUGUCUCAUAUAGGAUUUUAAGAACUCUCUUUUGUCCUCUAGCUGUGCUUUUAAUAGAGGCCCAGAUUUGUAUGGGGGAACCAAAUGACUUUGGGAGCAAGAGCAUCCCAUUUAAUAACUGUAGUACCAGAAUUGGCAUAGGCUGUGUAUUGUGAAACCUAGUUUAUCUUACCAAUUUCUUGCUCUUAGUUCUCCUUAGAUGUGUUUUGAACCAACUUGGGGAAAAAAAUAGCAUCAAAUGAAGCAUACAUAAUGUAGUCUGUAUGUAAAGGUGUUUUGAUGUUAUGAGAGGUUGUUUUUAAGAAAUCCUUUACAAAGAAUUCAAUGUAUAAUGGUUUUGAGAAACUGAAGGCUAACAUGGUGAUUUGGAAGAUAUAGGGUGAAACGUUUAUCCAGCAGCCAUAGUAAAUAGAUAGAAGGGGAACUGUAGUUAAGUUAAAGUAGCCUUUGUGAAAAGCAUUCUGGAUGCCUGUUUAGAAGCGAUGCUUUACUUGAACAUAGGUUUCUGGACGCAAUUCAUGGUAUAUUUGGUGUUAAAUUAAGUCUAUCAGAGAAUGUCACUCUUGAUCCAAUGGGCUGUUCUUCUUGCUUUGGGGAUCUCAUGUAUAUUCUGUAGAGUUCUUGUUUUCACUAGGAAUCCUGUUGAUCUGUUAAUCCUUGUAUGUACCGAUAUGCAUCUUCCACUCUUACAAGCAUCAUAUUUUCUGUAUAAUAAAUGUAAGAAGAGCAUGAAAGAGCAUGCUAUUUUGGUCUACUUACAAGACAAAUUAAGUUGUGAGAAAUACACCAGCUCUGAAAAUAACUUGAAUGCAUCCUGGUAAAAGGGUUGUCACCUUCCUCUUGUGUUGAAGAUUGAAUCAAAACUUGUGUCAUGUACAUAUUCUUCCUCUUUAAGCAUUUCUGCAAGACUGCACUACUGUUGUCUUCCAUAUGUAAGGAAUACCUUAAAUGCAAAAUCUCCAUUGUGCUGUGUUCCCUGUCGCUGUGCUCAUGAUAAAAUCUGGAGUUUAAUUUUAGUAUCCAUUUCUAGCACACUUGUUUAAGAAAUUAUGUUUUGGUGUAGAGUACGCCUUGUAAAUUGUGUGCUAUAGGCCCCAGUGGGUAGGUUGGGGAAAAAUGUUUUCUUUCUGUACAUGCUGUUUAGGAAAUAUUUUACAACAUGUAAAUUUGUCAGUAGAAUUUUAAUUUUGCAUUGCAGGGAAAGCUUGUGCUUGGAAAUAACAGCUCGGGUAUUUCCGUUCUUAGAAUUCCAGGACGGGUUUGCUGAUUGACUUACAAUCAGCCAUUUAUUUGAAGAUCCAAAAGAGGAAAAAUGGGAAUAGGGUUAUACUGUGUAUACAAUAUUUUAUACCUGAAAACAUUUGGAAGUUCUUUAUUUAUAAUCUGAGUCUGUGUCUGUUAUUUAAAAAUAAAAAAUAAAAAGGGGGGGGGGAUUUCUUUGGUUAGUACAGUUUGGAAAUGUUUCCAUUUCAUCUGUGAAAAGCACUGAAUUUUGUAUGAAAAUGGAGAACAAUAAAGGACAAAGGUGACUUAUUGUCAA
This is a messenger RNA of Dromaius novaehollandiae (emu), 6120 nucleotides long. RefSeq names its product poly(A) RNA polymerase GLD2-like. Bases 276 to 1784 code for a protein of 502 amino acids. Gene Ontology annotation, molecular function: poly(A) RNA polymerase activity. The record is from RefSeq and is a predicted model, not a curated record. Lineage: Eukaryota; Metazoa; Chordata; Aves; Casuariiformes; Dromaiidae. The transcript is spliced from 15 exons.